AAGAGCAGCAGGCGUUGUGCGGAUUUGGUUGCGCGGAAAUUUAUCAUUUUCUGUACCAACAAGCCCCAGCGCCAGUCCUCGAGUACACGUUUAUAGUUUUUGGCUGAAAGUCACUGACAGUAGCAGCACCAGCAGCCAGUAGCCAGUAGCUGUGGCAUCUGCGAGAGAGAUACUUUUCUUUGCGAGUUUGGUGGUACAAGUUGAAAGUGUUGCAAUUGCAAGUACAGUGCAGCAGCGGUGCAACGAAUCGAAACGACAGCAGAAACCAUCCACCGGGUCUGGAGGAUAGAUCUCUGAACUGCGUACUCCCGAUCGAACGUGGAUAAGUUACACAGUUGUUUGAUUGUUUUUUUGUGAAUGUUGAAGAUCCUGGAAUAUAAUACUGUUUGGUAAGGAUGGAUUUUUUCGGUCGCUGAUCAAUAGGAAGACAGACAUUACAUAUCCGAGCGAGGUGGAUCGGAGCGUCACUUCGUUAAAACAGUACAGCAGCAGUGCGUCGGGCAAGAAGUGAUUCACGCUGUGCCAUUUGCCAGGCAAUCCGGGAAUGGGCAAACGACAAACGGCAAACGGUGGGUCGGUUGGACGCGACGCGGCUAACACACAGCAAUCUCAAAUUUAUAAGAAAAGCCUAGGUCAAUAAUGUCUAUAGUGAUGUGUUUUUUUGAUACAUGAGAUAGUCGCUUAGUUAGUUGAUUAUUAUUUGCCUGUCGUCAUAUUAUCUGCACUGUUGGCACUUCGCAUUCGAGUGUAUGUGGUGGAUGUUUUUACUAAUGGUUUGAAAGGGAAAAAAAAUUGUUACAAUUGCAAGAUAAGGAAUCAGCGUAAUCAGCGAAAGUGAAUGAACAGGCCAAGGCGAAGCAUUAAAAAUAACUCUAUUUUGGCGAUCAUCUCAUCUAUGACCAACGUCGCGGUCUCAAGUGAGUGUUAGUUUCGAGACGGUUGCAAAUAUUUUUUUGUUUCUUCUGUGCUGACCGUGUGUGUUUUAGAGGUGUUUUUCGGUUUUUGCUACAUCGGUUGUAAGUUAAUACUAGCGCAAACAAGCGGCAAUUGCUCGCUCUUGCGGUGUUUUGGCAUUCUCAAGGAAACGGACAACAUUUUGCCGUGCGAAACACCCAUACAAUAAUUCGCGAAUGUUAUCUCAUUUGAGUUGAAGAUCUCCGCAAAAUGGUUUACUACACCGGACUGCCGCUGCUAAUGCAGCAGGCUGAUAGCAAUACAUUAUCUCAGCUAUGCUUCCCCAACAAUGCGACCAACGAUCGAAGUAACGAUCAAAGCCAACAACAACAACAACAACAACAACAACAUCUGCAGCAGCAACAACUCCAACAGCAAAGGAUACAGUACCAGCAACAGGUCGUCAAUCUAAGUAGUAGCAGUAGCAGUAGUAGUAGUAGUAGUAAUAAUUUAAACGAACACCAAUCAGCGCUGUUGGCUGGUCCUUCGCCUUCGGCACAACCCAGCGGAAGCAAUAGCAAUAAACUGACCUCCCUGCCGGUAGGCUACGGUAAUUUUCAGUCCACGAUGGUUGCAAUGCCCCAGCAGUCGGUUGGCAACUCCGCAAAGUUCCGAUGUGAACAAUGCAACAUUAACUUCGGAAGCAAAAGUGCUCACACGAGUCACAUGAAGUCGCAUGCCAAGCAACAGCAGCAGCAGCAGCAGAUUGUUCUGAGCGAGGGUAAGAUGGUCAGUACCAAAAACAUGAAUGCGGCCUCAAUGGCUAUCCAAGGAACGGUCGCUUCAGCCGAUCCGUACCAGUGCGAUGUGUGCAAGAAAACGUUUGCCGUUCCGGCUCGACUGGUGCGACACUAUCGAACACACACCGGUGAGCGUCCGUUCGAAUGUGACUUCUGUCACAAAAUGUUCAGCGUGAAGGAAAAUCUGCAGGUUCACCGACGAAUUCACACCAAGGAACGGCCGUAUAAGUGCGAGAUCUGCGAUCGGGCCUUCGAGCACAGUGGCAAACUGCAUCGGCACAUGCGGAUUCACACCGGGGAACGACCGCACAAGUGUAGCGUAUGUGGCAAGACGUUCAUCCAGUCUGGCCAACUAGUCAUUCAUAUGCGAACACAUACGGGUGAGAAACCCUACAAAUGUCCCGUGGAAGGAUGCGGCAAGGGCUUUACGUGCUCGAAACAGUUGAAGGUACAUUCACGGACACACACCGGCGAAAAACCAUACCAUUGUGAUAUUUGCUUCCGUGACUUUGGCUACAACCACGUGUUGAAGUUGCACAGGGUACAACAUUAUGGAUCGAAGUGCUACAAGUGCACGAUUUGCGAUGAGACUUUCAAAAGCAAGAAAGAGAUGGAAGCGCACAUCAAAGGGCACGCAAAGGGGACUGCCGAAGAGGAAGACAAUGAUAACAAGGCUACCGUGAGUACUUCUCUGAGUGCCGGAUCUAGCCGAAGUAGUCCGGAUUAUUCAUCGAGUUCAAGUAAUCUAGAGGCACCCAACAGCCUGAUGGCAGAACAACCGAUGGAACUGGAGGAGAAUCUGUCCGCCACGCCACGACUUGAUACUCAGGAACCGGGCGAUGAUGGCACCAGUGGGAACAAAAUGAACCGUUUCCCAGACAACAUUCACUACUACUCGCAGUUCGAGCAAUCAGUUCUACGAAGUUAUGGCGUGCAGUCCGGCGUAAAUCCGGCUUUGCUAGCGGCAGCAUCUAUCGCCGCUGCCGCAACCGAAAUUCAAAGCAAUAAAACACCAUCUCCUCCGCCGCUGGCGUUCACAAUGACGCAGCAUCAACAGCAACAUCACCAACAAUUGCUGACCUCAACCGCUGGUCGGUUGUCGCCAUCAUCCAUGCAGUCACCAGUGGUUGACAUUAUUAUGCAACAUCAACAGCAACAGCAACAACAACAACAACAGCCCCAGUCUCAUCUGCUUCAGCACCAGCAACUUCCAGAGUCACAUCAUCAGCACCAAGUUCCGGUCAGUUCAAACACCCUCAAAUUCGAACCGAUGGCCGUCAUGAAAAACCAUGGUUACUUUGCGCCGGCUUCACAGGUUACCGAGUUCCGAUCAUCCAGCGACAUCGUGCGCCAGGUUGAGGCAGCGAUCGCUGGCACCGAGAAUCUGCUGACACCGCCCCGAUCGUCUCCGGAAUCGCCGGAUCGUUCGUCGUCACCCGAAUCCGAUUCAGUAUUAAUGGCCAAUCGCGAUAACAACACGCUGCCACCACGGAAGCGACGACUGUACUUCAAGGAUCAACCGGUUCGCAGCGGCAUUGACCAACAACGGGACACGGGUCUGGUGCCAACGGUUUCGGUAAGACAGCCACCGGACGUGAAUAAUCCCGCCGUCGCCGCCCCGGCAUCGUCGUCGCCACCGGUUGUGCGGAUGAGCUCGGUCAUCCAGUACGCCAAGGCGUCGUACGAGUGAACGGAGUCAAAUCCAGGAACCAGGAAUCGAUGAAAAAUAAGAUAUUCUGAAAAAAAGAGACAAAAAAAACUAAUCAAAUGGCCAUAGUCGAAACAUGCCGAUGAAAGAGAUACCGUAAGUUCGUUUUGUCGGGAGAGACCGUUUGGUUGCGUGUAGUUGAAUCGUUGAGAAUUCUGAGUAGAAUGAAAUUCUAAAUUAGUUAAAAGUGCCAUCGUAAACAAGUUUUGAACACAGGUCCUCAUGUUUAUGAUUACAGAUUGUAGGUCCGCAGGAGACUUUUGACGAAAUCAUACCUUUUGUGCGCGUUCUCUGUUGUUGGAUCAUAUGAAUUUUAACUGGAAGGGAAAACAAUUUUACCUCUUCACAACUAGUGCGCAAGAUUAAUUCGGUUUUAUUGCUUCAACUUACAUAAAACAAUACUUGCCAGUGAACUGCAGUAUGAGCAAACAAAUAAACACACGGUACACAAUCUAUUUUUUUAAAUCUUCCUUUGUAACACAUGGAUCAAAAAGUCCCGAGACUAACAAUGGAAACAACAUUUUUUUGCAAAAUUUUUUUUAUUCAUCAACAUAAUCACCUUUUAGAGUGAUACAAUGGUUCCAACGUUUUUCCAAUUUUUCAAUACUUCAGUUUCAGCGAUGACCUCCUCAUUUGAGCCAAAUCUUUUUCCCUGGAGCAUUUUUUUAAGGUCAGCAAAGAGCCAGUAGUCACUGGGGGCUAAAACUGGCGAGUAUGGGGGGUGGGGAAGCAGAUCAAAGCUCAAUUCUUUCAAUUUCGUCAUUGUUUUCAUCGACUUGUGGCAGGGUGACUCGUUGCUGUUUUUGUUCCAUCGAAAGCAAUCGCGGCACCCACUUGGAAAAAACCUUUUUUAUGCUCAAUUUUUCAUGAAGGAUAGUAAAUACACUUCCAUAUGAUAUCUUUGUCAUCUCAGCAAUCUCACGGAGCUUCACUUCACGAUUUUUCAUUAUAAUUUUUGUCACUUCACUCACAUUUUCCGGUGUAACGGCUUCCACAGGUCUACCCGAGCGUUCCGCGUCAUUUGUGUCGGUACGACCACGUUUAAACUCGGCGAACCACCGACAAAUCGUUGCUUUUGAUGGACAAGAGUCCGAAUAACAUUUUUCAAUCCAUUGUUUUGCUUGCACGGUGUUUUUACCCUUUAAAAAACAAUGUUUUAUCAAAACACGAAACUCGGUUUUUUUUUUUUCAUUUUUUAAACAAACUACAAAACGACUUUACUUCAACCUCGAUAACUCAGCUGUUUCUGGUCGGAUCGACUUAAAAUUUUGACCCGUUUCAAGCAAAGGUUAGUACUCUAGAAAGACGUGCUUUCUCUCUUACGACUUAAUCAAUUAUUCUGGAACAGUUUGCUUACUGAACGUUUGCAUAUAAAAAUGAACUUUUUCCGAAUGGUGAUAAAAUCAAAGGCUAACACGGAUAAUUGCUUUUGAUAAAUUUCCCAUGGAAUGUAAUUAUUUUAGCUUACUUGCAAAACAAUCUACUCUGGCUUGGGUACCGCACAGAGAUGUCAGGUAACAAUUUCAAAUAUCUUCAGACAGGAUUGCAAAAGUCAGUAAAUCCGAAAAAAUGUCUGCAGUCAGCAAUUUCUCUAUAAAGUAUGAUACGCUGAACUGACUUGGCGAGCAAAAAAAAACGUCGCAAGCAAUUUCAAAAGUCUGUAAAUUUUGACGAAAGUCUGCGAAAAACUCGAUUUUCAUAAGUCUGCGAGAAAAGCCGGCAACAAACAAUGUCUGCAGAUUUACAGACAAAAUUUCUACACUGUUUUUGCCAUCACGGUUAUGGCAAAGAUAAACUUAAGAUGAAAUAAGCUAUCAUUUCUCAUGUACCAUUCAAAUAGGACCCCUCGAUGAUUUCGGUUGACCGUCAGUUGCAGUUCAAUUAUUGUUUGAAACAAAACAACAAGCGUCGAAUCGUUACAUGCGUCGUAGCUAUGACAAUGUUUGUUUAUGUAGAAUUAAUCUUAAGUUGCAAUAUGAAAGAAAUCGCGGUAUUUUGCUGCAUAUCGAGAGGAUCUUGAAACUUGAAAAAUCAAUUAAAUUAUUACUAAGAAUAUAUUUAAUUCAUUAUAAUCCUAUCUUACGAAUCAUUAAUGUGAAUGGAAGUAACAAAAUAUUAUGUUGUUAUGUUAUGUAGAUUUACUUCCAAACUUGUAUUGUUACUAUGGUAUUUUAUCGUCAUUUUCAAAUGUUUAACGACGCUUAUUAACGAAGGGUCUACAAAAUUACACUAUUACUAAGUUCACUGGUUCACGAUUACUGAUCCGAUAUUUUUCUAAAGAUUACAAUGUCCCAUAUGAUCCAUUGAAUAAUGUUUGGGUAAUCGUAAUCGUGAACCAGUGAACUUAGUAUUAAUGUAAUUUUAUUGACCCUUCGUUAAUUAGCGUCAACUAGCUCCGGCAAAAUGCUAUGGAAACAAUACAAGUUAGAAAGAAAACAAGCAUAUGUUUAUACUCAGCACAUAAUGAUUUCUUGCUUCAGAUGGCUUUAAUGCUUCGUGAAAUGAGACAAUAACAAACUAAAUAAAAUUUAGUUAUAAUUCUAAGUAAUUUUUACUUUUUAAUUUGAGGAGUUACUGAAUAAGCAGUAGAAUAGCUCAAUGUCGCUCAUACUGUAACUUGAUAUUUUUUCAAACAUAAACAAGCAUUGCCAUAGUUACGACGUAUGUAGCGAUCAGACGCUUGAUGUUUUGCUUCAAAAGACGGAAGCUGACAGUGAACAGAGCUUAUCAAGGGGGGGGGGGGGGUCCUAUUCAAAUGAUACCUGAGAAAUCGCAGACCACUCUAUCUUGAGUUUAUCUUUGAUGUUUCGAUGGAUCGUAUAAGACAUUGUAAUCUUGAGUUUAUCUUUGGUUAUAGUUCGACUGAUAGAGCUGUCAAAUUUUGUCUGUUGACUCAUGGGUUACUAUGAUUGAGGAUGCAUGGGUAGUUUCGUCACAGACUAACAGACACACUGGGACACUAGUUCCACCUAUAUUGAACUGCGCGAACUAUUUACUAUCGUUCACCCCUUGUGUUACGUAAAAGUUUUUUUACUAGUUGGGUUACUCUGUUGGUAAAUGAAAAAAUUAAACAUAGUCUAGAUGACAGACUGAUUGUUUUUGAUAGGAUAACGUGGCGCCAUCAUGAUAUAUGCGAGUACUGUCCCAACAAAAGACCGUUAAAAUGAUUAAAGUAUCCAAUUUAAGUGUCCCGUCUGUUAGUCUGUGGUCUCGUCAGUGCGGGUGAAGGUGAAGUCAUGAAAAAUCGGCAAUUUUUGUUCGUUUUUUUAAAUGCAAAUGUUAUACACAGUUGCACCGAAAGUGACCGACUUCUUUUUCUUCUUAUUCUUCUUUUUCAAUCUUUCUUCGAUUGGAAAGGUAACAAUGAUCAUACAUCCAAAGAUAAAUUCAAAAAAUGGAAUGGAGUAUGAUUUUUCAUGACCCAUCCAAAUUAAAUCUCUCGAUGAACUCGGUUCAUCAUCAGCAGCAGUUCAAUGAUUAGUUGAACCGAAACAGUAAAUGUCAAGCCACUAACUAUGACGGUGUUUGUUUGUAUAUAAAUAACAAAUCGAGUCGAAAUAUGGUAUAAUGAUAUCGAAAAAUCUCGCAUCACAUUCCAUGGCUCUUUGUAAUUGAAUUUAGAAGUAGUUUAAUAUAUUCAACUAACCUAAUAUUGAGUUAGUGUAAGACGUUUCGCAUUCGCAUUUGAAGCAUAAACGCAGUCAGAAGUAUAAACGAAUAUAUAGACUAGACAGUAACAAUCUUCAUAAAACUGGCAGCGCUGCUGAAUUCCCAUCUUCAUUUUCACGCAAAUGUCGAACAACAUAUUCUAAAACACGAUCCUCCAUGAACAGGCUGUUCUUGAAGUAUAAUAUCAAAUCGAAAUACAAUCCAGAAUCAAGCCAAUCUAUAUACAAUUCUUGUGAGAUUUGUGAGUAAGAAAAUGGAAGUGAAAAGAUGAAAGCUCAAGUGGUGUUACGGCUAAAAAUUGGUCAAAUAAGAAUGAGUGGAAAAAGUUUAAAUGUUUCAUUAGAAAAUCAAAUCAUGUCUUUUUUCCAAAUUCAAUCUAUACAAAUACAGAAAAAAAAUUCAGGUACAGGUUCAGAAUUAGAAUCCAGGUCCCCGUUCAUGAUUCAGAUGUAUGGCUCGGAUCUCUGUUGAAUUUUCAGAACUCGAACUCAAAAUCUUGUUCGAAUCACGAACUAAGGUCAAACAUCCUGCUUCCUGUAUCAGAAUUUAGGUUCAUAGAAAUUUCUCUAGGAAUUCGGAUCCAGAAUCUAGGUCUGGGAUAAGAAUCCAUGACCAAAACUGCAGUCAGUUCAGAAUUCAGAUCAUGGAAAUCGAUGAAUUCCUGUCAGGAGUUCAAGCCUAGAACUCAGACCCGGAAUUCGGAUCACGAUUUCCACUCAGGAAUCCAGAUUUAUGUUCUGAAACUAGGUCCAGAAUUCAGGUGAGGAGUCAAGGUUCUGGGUCUGGUUUCGGAUCCCAAAACUCUGUCAGGAGUUCCGGUCCUGAAUCCAAUUCCGGUAUCAGGAUUCUGGCCCAGAUUCAAUGUCCAAGUCCAGAUUGAGAAUUAUUUUCUAGAAUCCAGAUCCAAAAUCCAGGUUCAGGUGAAAACUCUGUCAAGAAUUUUGGUCCAGAAUCUGGGUCCAAGUUCAGAAUUUAUAUUCAUAGGUCAAGGGUUGUGGUCCAGCAUCUCGUUUUAGAAUCCAGGUCCAGACUAAGAAUUCUGGUCCGGAAUCGAAGUCCCGUAUUUAGGUUCAGAAUUCAGAUUCUGCACUCAAGUCUCAAAUUCAUAUUCAGAGGUUAGGCCAAGUUUACUCCAUUCAGGUCCAGGUUCUGAAUCCAAACAGAGAAUACUGGUUCAUGGUCAGAAUACCGAUCCAAGAUCAGAAUUCAUGUACAUAACUCAGCUCCAGAAUUAAAGUGCUUAAUCAUGCUACAAAAUUUGGACCUAGAUUCCAAGCCCAGAGUUCUGUUUCUGAAUCCAGGCUCAGGUUCAGAAUCCAAAAUCUGGAUCAAGUUCCAGGUUCACGAUUUCAAUGUAUGUCACGGAUCUCUGUCAAAUUAUCAGAGUCUUGAAUCCAGGGCCAGAAUCUUGCUUCAGAUUUAGACUCAAAAUCUACGUCAGUAGUUCAAGUCAAGAAACUAGGUUCAGGUCCAAAAUGCGAAUCCAUGCUCAGAAUCCAAGUGCAGAUUUAUGCUUCAGGUUCAGAAUUCUUCUGUCAGAAUUUUGGGUCAAACCCAAAUGUCCUGAUUCAGUAUUAAGAUCCAGAAAACUUGUCGGGCCUUGGGAUUCAGAAUUCUGGUCUAGGUUUAGAAUCUCUGUCAAUAAGUCAGGUUCGAGUUUAGAAUUGAGGAAUCCUAAAGAACUCAGGUCCAGAAUACAGUGCAAAUUCACAGUCCAAGGGAAAAAUACUGGUUAAGAAUCCAGGCACAGAACUCACGUCCACAGUCUAUUUUAGGUUCAAAGUUUAGUUUCAGAAACUCUGUCAAAAGUUCGGAAACCAAAAUCCUGAUCCAGAGUCCAAGUCCAAGCCAAUGUUUCGAAUUCAGGCUCAGGUUCAGAAUCUAGGUUAAGGUCUCUGUCAGGAGUUCAGGUUCACAAUCUCGAUCCAGGUCCAUUUUCCGAAUCCAAGUACUGAAUUCUGCUUCAAGUUCAUCCAUAUCCGGCUGAAGAAUCUUAAUGCAGGUUCAGAUUCAGUAUUCUGAUCCAGAAACCUUGUUUGGUAGCCAGAUCCAGUGUCCAGGGCCAUAAUACAGAUCUAGAUAUCGCUUAGUUAUUAUUGAGUGAGAGACUCAAACACAGAAUAAAUAGCAGAGCUCAGUUGAAUAUGAGUACGGUUAACCUAUUGAAAUAUAUUUUCGAAAACAAAAUAAGGACAGAUCACGCUUUUCAAACGCUAAUUCGCUACAUACAAAAAAAAACAAACGGUUCUCCAGCAAAAAGACAGUAAUUUCUGCGAUUGCAGUUUCUGUAAAAUAUAAUAGUUGCCCGAUCUUCGCGUAGUCGGCAAAACUAAAAUAGCAGACUUAUUAGUGGAUAGUUAAAUUAAUGGUGACGAUUUUUAGAAGAUAAUAUUUAUCUACAUACAACAAAUGCAGUAGUAUUUAGCGAGUCAGAGUUAAGAAUAUACACACACACAUACACACAACCACUUACAUACGAACACGUUCACAUACACAUACUAUCAUCAACAAGACUGUCUCAGGUUAAUCAGUCAUUACAGUGGAUAAGCGAGUUCUGAUCGGGAUGCGAAUCUGUUGGGAUCAUCAACCGAACGGAGGGAGAUACAGAGCAAGGAAAUAGGAAGGGGGAUGUUUUUUUGGACAAAGGAAAUAUUAAGACUGUUGAAAUGUCAAAAAAUUCUAGUAAUCAAGAAAUAGUUUAGUGUGCUAACGGUAACGAGUGGAAAAGUAUAACCAGUUAAGUUGAGAUCGGGGGCAGAGACAAGCUAUAUUUUAUGAGUAAUUCUAUCAUUUGGAUAGCAAAUGGCAGUGAAUCCAGAAACAACAAACAAAAACAAGCAAAAAACAAAAAAUUGAAAUUCGAUGGCCAUGUAAAAAGACUAGUUUUUUUUAUCUAGCGAAAGGAGAAAGGCAACAGGCAGGGAAGGUAGGAAAAGCGAAAAAGAUAGACUGUAAAGCCCAAAAUUAAACUUUAGCUGUAAGAGAACAAAAAAUUAAACCACUUUUCUAGAGAAAAACGAAAUAAGUAGCAAGUAAGGGAUUGCUUUCCGAAACCCAAGAAAAAAAAACAAUUCAGUUUCACUGUUUGUGUUGGUAAUAAAAUUGAAGCAAAAUGUAAGUUACUAGAAAAACGAAUGGAAACAUUUGCAAGCAGGAAUAAUACCACUACACCCACUGCCAUCAAAUCAAGUAAAACGAAAACCACAAUCGAAAUGGGAACCGCAGCAAAUAACCCCACAAAAACAGACACACAAACAAAAAAACAAAACAAAACCAGUGAAGCAGUAAUAUUCUAAACCAUAAUCAGGGAAUCGGAGUGGCAGCACUGUACAGUCACGCCGCCAUUAUGUUUUCUUACAAUACAUAUUAUACAGAAAAAAAAACAAGAGAAUCACGCUCCAGUAAGGCAGUAGAUACAAACAAUAAAGAAAUAAUAUACCUCAACUAUAAUAUAAUAAUCAUUAUUCGUUCAGUUCGAAACCAAUCGAAGCAUUGUACAUAGACAUCCCUAGCAAGCUAGCAAGAGCAAGUGUUUGGUUCUGAUCUCCGCUUAACAUAGUGUAGGUGUCUUCGGUAAUUGAAGGUAUAGUUUCAACGUUGACAACUGGCAGCGCCACCGGCGCCCAAUUCUUUAUCUUUAUGCUUUAAGAUAAUUGUAAACUACGAUAAAACAGACAUACAGAACAAUGCAUUUAAAAUACUAUUUUCAGAAAAUAGUUUCUAGGAUUAUAAACCGACGGCAUCGGCUGGAAUGGUCGUUUUCCGUUAACAAAAAAAUUUCGUGAUGUUGUUUCCCUAAGUUGCUACGCCUUAGAGCAUCCACAGCUUCCGUUUUUAAUCUGUUUCUUUCUUCAUUACAUGAAACUAUCAUUUUGUUUGAUUAUUAUUAUUAUUAUUAUUAUUAUUACUAUAAUUGGUUCUGUUAGUUCGGUAGGAAUUAAUAUACAAUGUUCUGCGGUCGUGAUGAAACGCAAACAAAAAAACAUUACAUUACAUUCUUAGCACGAAUAGAGUUGUUUUCUACUAUUCUAGUAGAAAAAAGAAAGUGAGAGAGAGAGGAAGAGAUGAACUUAAUAUAGCCGAAAUUUGUUCCCCGCGAAGUGAGACGUGGUUUUGUUGAUCUGUUUUCCGUUUGCCGAGCGUUUUUAUUAGCAGUCUGUAGACAAAGAAAAAAUUUCUGUUACAUUUUUAUAGUUAACUUUCAUGUGCAUCUAUACCUAUAAUGAUAAUGAAUUAACUAAUAAACAAGUAACAACAAACAAACAAAUGAAAAAAAAAAACAAACUGAUAGGCAAUACAACGUGGAACACUUUUACUAUGUAAAAUGAAGGCUUGUUGGAAGUCCAUAAAAAUCCGAUAUUCAACGUAGCGAGUGAAACAUCAAUUCUCUUUUUCCAUUAACUUGUUCUCGCAAUUCAGCAAUUGCUAUGCCGUUUGAAGGAAGGAGGAAAAUCAAUCAACCAACAAUCCGCGCGCAGUGUAGUUUCUACUGUCAUUAUCAGGCUAGGCAUAGUUUUGGUACUGAGCAACGGAAGUUGGAAUACAAAUAGAAAGCAAGAUUUGCGAAUUAUUAUACCCAUUAUAUAAACAUGCAAGUUUGUAAUGCAUAAAACGUGAGUGACCGCAUAGUCUCCAGAAUGUAAGUGAAAAGCGAAAAUAAAACUGAUUAAUUAUACUGA
This is a messenger RNA of Malaya genurostris, 11750 nucleotides long. It is a transcript of the gene Kr-h1, whose product is annotated as Krueppel homolog 1. Lineage: Eukaryota; Metazoa; Arthropoda; Insecta; Diptera; Culicidae. The transcript is spliced from 4 exons. The record is from RefSeq and is a predicted model, not a curated record. The coding region runs from base 1165 to 3384 and encodes 739 amino acids.